Messenger RNA from Cricetulus griseus (Chinese hamster), 5150 nucleotides. Lineage: Eukaryota; Metazoa; Chordata; Mammalia; Rodentia; Cricetidae. The record is from RefSeq and is a predicted model, not a curated record.
AUGAAGAAUGCCAUGUUCAACACAAACCAUUCUCUGCAUAAUUGUUUUACAGAUGAGGACUGGGAUGAAGACCAGCUGCUCGGUUUUGAACCAUGCAAUGAAAAUCUUAUCUCGGGCUGCAAUAUCAUCAAUGGGAAAUGUGAAUGUGACACCAUCCGUACCUGCAACAAUCCCUUCGAGUUCCCAAGGAAGGAUAUGUGUCUUUCCGCUUUAAAGAGGAUUGAAGAAGAGAAGCCAGAUUGCUCCAAGGCUCGCUGUGAAGUCCAGUUCUCUCCACGUUGCCCUGAAGAUUCCGUUCUGAUCGAGGGCUAUGCUCCUCCCGGGGAGUGUUGUCCCUUACCCAGCCGCUGCGUGUGUGACCCUGCGGGCUGUCUGCGCAAAGUCUGCCAGCCAGGAUACCUGAACAUUCUAGUGUCAAAGGCCUCAGGGAAGCCGGGAGAGUGCUGUGACCUCUAUGAGUGCAAACCAGUUUUCAGCGUGGACUGCAGCACCGUGGAGUGCCCCCCUGUCCAGCAGGCCGUGUGCCCCCUGGACAGCUACGAAACUCAAGUGCGGCUCACAGCGGAUGGCUGCUGUACCCUGCCGGCAAGAUGCGAGUGUCUCUCUGGCUUAUGUGGUUUCCCCGUUUGUGAGGUGGGAUCUACUCCCCGCAUAGUCUCUCGUGGAGAUGGGACUCCUGGAAAGUGCUGUGAUGUCUUUGAAUGUGUUAAUGAAACAAAGCCAGCCUGUGUAUUCAACAGUGUGGAGUAUUACGACGGAGACAUGUUUCGAAUGGACAACUGUCGAUUCUGUCGAUGCCAAGGGGGUGUCUCCAUCUGCUUCACUGCUCAGUGUGGGGAGCUGAACUGCGAAAGAUACUAUGUGCCUGAAGGGGAAUGCUGCCCUGUGUGUGAAGAUCCCAUCUAUCCUUUUAACAACCCUGCUGGCUGCUACGCCAAUGGUCAGAUCCGCGCCCAUGGGGACCGGUGGCGGGAAGAUGACUGCACCUUCUGCCAGUGCAUCAAUGGAGAACCUCACUGCGUGGCCACCGCCUGUGGGCAGAGCUGCAUGCAUCCCGUUAAAGUGCCUGGGGAGUGUUGCCCCGUAUGUGAAGAACCAACCUACAUCACAAUUGAUCCGCCUGCGUGUGGGGAGCUAUCAAACUGCACUCUGAAAGAGAAGGACUGCAUUUAUGGCUUCAAACUGGAUCACAAUGGCUGUCGAACCUGUCAGUGCAAAAACAGGGAGGAACUAUGCUUAGGCCUUAAACGGGGCUGCACCUUGGACUGUCCCUUUGGUUUCCUCACCGACGCCCACAACUGUGAGCUCUGUCAGUGCCGCCCACGGCCCAAGAAGUGCAAACCCACAAUGUGCGGCAAGUUUUGUCCCCUUGGAUUCCUGAAGAAUAAGCAUGGCUGUGACAUCUGUCGCUGUAAGAAAUGCCCAGAGCUGCCAUGCAGUAAGAUCUGCCCCUUGGGCUUCCAGCAGGACAGUCAUGGCUGUCUUAUCUGCAAGUGCAGAGAGGUCCCUCCUUCAGCCGGGCCACCUGUCCUGUCAGGCACAUGUCUGUCCAUGGAUGGCCAUCAUCAUAAAAAUGAGGAAAGCUGGCAUGAUGGGUGCCGGGAAUGCUACUGUCACAAUGGAAGGGAAAUGUGUGCCCUGAUCACCUGCCCAGUGCCUGCCUGUGGCAACCCCACCAUUCGUCCUGGACAGUGCUGCCCGUCAUGCGCAGAUGACUUUGUGGUACAGAAGCCAGAGCUCAGCACUCCUUCCAUUUGCCACGCACCCGGAGGAGAGUACUUUGUGGAAGGGGAGACAUGGAACAUUGACUCCUGUACGCAGUGCACCUGCCAUGGCGGCCGGGUUUUGUGUGAGACCGAAGUGUGCCCACCACUGCUCUGCCAGAGCCCCUCACGCACCCAGGACUCCUGCUGCCCUCAGUGCACAGAUGAACCUCUUCAGCCUUCCACAUCCCAUAAUGAGAGCGUGCCUAGUUACUGCAAAAAUGAUGAAGGGGAUAUAUUCCUGGCAGCCGAGUCCUGGAAGCCUGACGUUUGCACCAGCUGCGUGUGCAUGGAUAGCGUAAUUAGCUGUUACUCUGAAUCCUGCCCUUCCGUGUCCUGUGAAAGACCUGUUUUGCGGAAAGGCCAGUGUUGUCCCUACUGCCUAGAAGACACAAUUUCGAAGAAAGUGGUAUGUCACUUCAGUGGGAAGACCUAUGCUGAUGAGGAGCGGUGGGACAUUGACAGCUGCACACACUGCUACUGCCUGCAAGGCCAGACCCUCUGCUCAACCGUCAGCUGCCCUCCUCUACCCUGUGCUGAGCCCAUCAAGGUGGAGGGAAGUUGCUGCCCGAUGUGUCCAGAAAUGUAUGUGCCAGAGCCGACCAACGUACCCAUUGAGAAGAAAAAUCAUCGUGGUGAGAUUGACCUGGAGGCUCCCAUGUGGCCCACCCCAAGUGAAAAUGACAUCAUCCAUCUCCCUAGAGAUAUGGGUCACCUCCAGGUAGAUUACAGAGAUAGUAGCAGGCUGCAUCCAAGUGAAGACUCAUCACUGGACUCCAUUGUCUCGGUUGUGGUUCCCAUAAUAAUAUGCCUCUCCAUCAUAAUAGCAUUCCUGCUCAUCAACCAGAAGAAACAAUGGGUACCACUGCUCUGCUGGUACCGGACACCAACUAAGCCAUCUUCCUUGAAUAACCAGCUGGUAUCUGUGGACUGCAAGAAAGGCACUCGAGUCCAGGCCAGGGACGGUUCCCAGACAAUGCUAAGAAUUGCUGAACCUGAUGCGCGAUUCAGUGGCUUCUAUAGCAUGCAGAAACAGAACCAUCUACAGGCAGACAAUUUCUACCAAACGGUGUGAACACCAGCAACGGCGGCGGCGGCAGUGGUGGCGGCGGCAUGGAUGAGGUUUUGAAAGACAGAGAACGACAAAAAAUCUGCUCUUUAAAGAACUAGAAUUUGUGCACUUGCUUAGUGGAUUGUAUCAGAUUGUGACUUGGUGUCCCGCACUAAGGACUUAACUGGGAUGGGCUUUGUCUACAGCAUUGUGCAGAACAAGCAUUCCCACUUGGCCUCAAGAUAACUGACCACAUGUUUUCAUAGAACCAAAGUUUUAAAACUUGCUAAAGUUUAUUUGCUUGUAAGAUAGCUGUAGAGACAUUUGGGGGUGGGGCAGAGAGUUUGGUGGGGGAAAUGGGUUGGGAGGGUAGCGUUGGGAAGAAAACUCGGUCAGCUUGGCUAGGGGAGAAAGCCAGGAAAAUAAAAACAGUUCAUGGCCCAGAGGAAUUUUUUUUUUUUUCCUGUUGCUCUGAAGACGGUGUUGGUUGCUGCAAAGCUCGGACCUGAAUGAGCAGGAACACAAAGAGCCUUGCAACCCAGCUGCCGCACCACCAGACAAGUGCAUCAGAACUCUUGAUAGCCAUCCCAGGUCUAAAGCCACAAGUUUCUCUUCUAUACAGUCACAACUGCAGUAGGCAGUGAGGAAGCCAGGGAAAUGGAUAGCAACAUUUCUCAAAAGCGGGUUAUUAAGGAUAUAUACAGUUAUUCUUUUUGCUGCUUCUGUUUUCUUCCGUGCCAAUCAGCCAGUUCCUAGUAGAGACAGCAGAUGGGUAAGGACAAAGUCACCUCUUGACUUGAGCACUGGAGCUUUUCUUACCACUUGGCAGGAAGGAAGUCGAGGGUGAAGGACACCAGGCAUUUCCAGGGGCUAUACUACAUUGUUUGUUGUUGUUUUCUUCUGUUAUAUCGUUGGUUGUUCAUAGUUUUGUUGAAGCUCUAGCUUAAGAAGAAACUUUAAAAAAAAAAAAAAAAGACUGGGAUUUUUUUUCCUUAUUAUAUACUGAUUCUACAAAAUAGAAACUACUUCAUUUUAAUUGUAUAUUAUUCAAGCACCUUUGUUGAAGCUCAAAAAAAUGAUGCCUCUAAACUUUAGCAAUUAUAGGAAUAUUUAUGUAACUAUCUUAUGCUUCAAAAACAAGAGUAUUUGUGUGCAUGUGUAUAUAAUAUAUAUACAUAUAUAUUUAUACACAUACAAUUUAUGUUUUCCUGUUGAAUGUAUUUUUAUGAGAUUUUAACCAGAACAAAGGCAGAUAAACAGGCUUUCCAUAGCAAUGCAUCUGAUCACUUAGGGUUUUUUGAAUAACACAAUCUCAUUUAUCUGCAGAUUAAUUGGAAAGAUGUGAGCACGCGUGUGUGUGUGUGUGUGUGUGUGUGUGUGUGUGUGUGUGUGCACUUUGAGCAACCAGCAUCCCACCUGCUAUGGAAAGGAUAUUCCUUUAUUAAAAUCUUCUUCAUUUGGAUUUCUUUCACUUGGUCUUCAAUUCGCUCACUGGCCAGAGACAUUGAUGGCAAUUUUUUAUCUACAUCACUAAUCAGCUCCUGGAUUUCUUUUCAAACAACUGUUUGAAACAACUACUGGAAUAUUGUCCACAAUAAGCUGGAAGUUUGUUGUAGUUUGCCUCAGAUAUAACUGACUGUAUUCUAUAGUGUUAACUUUUCAAACAGCUCUUAGCACUUUUAUACUAAUGGCCCAUUUGUGCAUUGGUUUGCCUUUUCAAAAUGCUUGUUGUGAAAGACACAGAUACCCAGUAUGCUUAAUGUGAAAAGAAAAUGUGUUCUGUUUUGUAAAGGAACUUUCAAGUAUUGUUGUAAAUACUUGGACAGAGGUUGCUGAACUUAAAAAAAAUUAAUUUAUUAUUAUAAUGACCUAAUUUAUUAAUCUGAAGAUUAACCAUUUUUUGUCUUAGAAUAUCAAAAAGAAAAAGGUGUUCUAGCUGUUUGCAUCAAAGGAAAAAGAUUUAUUAUCAAGGGGCAAUAUUUUUAUCUAUUUCCAAAAUAAAUUUGUGAAUGAUAUGUUACUGAAAUAGAUUUACAUCAGCCUGAUUAGUAUAAAAUUUUGUUGACAAUUUAUCCAUUCCUGGCAUAAGGAAAAAAACUUUAUCAAAAAAAAAUUGUAAAUGCUUGCUUUUUGUUUUUUCAAUCAUGGCCAUAUGAAAAUACUAACAGGAUAUAGGACAAGGUGUAAAUUUUUUUUUUUAUUUUAAAGAUAUGAUUUAUCCUGAGUGCUGUAUCUAUUACUCUUUUACUUUGGUUCCUGUUGUGCUCUUGUAAAAGAAAAACAAAUAUAAUUUCCUGAAGAAUAAACCGGGCAUAUAGCACUUGGAGUGCACCAGA